GCACUUGGACAGCAUCAUAUCCAUCUUAGUGCUUUUGAACCAAGCUCUGAACUUGGAGGAGGAGGAACUUUCAAAACCACUGAAUGUAUAUUGGAAAAUUAACAUUGCGCCCACCAAGAAAAAAAAAGCUGGGUCCCCACUGCAAAGAAAAUGAGGUUUGCCAUAUGCACACGUCACCAGUGAUGUCCCCCUAGGGGUCCUCUGUACCCCAGAGCCCCCAUAACCCCAGAUUCUGCUUCCUUUCAUUUGGCAAAAUGUAUUUUUGGGUUUAAAUGCCCUUUCAAGUAAUGCUUGGAUGCAAUAGCAAUAAUUAGUGGUAACUGGAAUUCUGUGGUGCAGGAAUCUGGCUGAGAAGAGGUCACAAUGUAUUACAUUUAGGGAAAUUGCAAUUAUAAGAACCAGCCUUAAUGUGCCAAUGGGGAUUUUUUAGGGGAAAAACAAAAAAAUAAAGGGGAAGCUUAGUAAAUCCUCCUGGCAGAGUAGGCCACAACUCUAAUAUAGCUAUGUGAAAUACCAAGUGUGCCCGUAGGCCCUUGCUCUGCCUAAGGAGGAAAAGGCUGACUAAGAAAGAGUUAACUCUGAGCUUUACUAGCAAAAGGGGUUACACAGAUACUCUGCUAGUUAAAGAUCAAUGUUUAAUGAUCUACAGGCUUUUGUAGGGAUUGCAAUCAGGAAGAGGGUUAAAUAGCAAGAAAUAAUACCCCGUGAGCACAGCUUACAGAUGGAUACAUUGCAUUUUCCUGGUUGAUAUUCAGCAUGGGGACCUGGCAGGGAAGAGGUUACAUCAUGAUGCUCUGCAGGAUUCAGGCAGGGAAAGGGUUGCACAGUAUUGCUCUGCAGGGCUCUGGAAGCGUGGGAGUUGGAGAGCAAUGCACGAUGCUCUGCAGGUCUGUGGUAGGAGGAUGAUGCAUGAUUCUCUGCAGGUCCCUGGCAGGGAAGAUGAUGUACAGCAUUCUCAGCACAUCCUAAGGUAACGGAGCAUGCAGAAGGACCACAUCCAGGGAAUAAGCCAUCAGCAUCACUUUGAGCAGAUUAAUGGAGCAUCCUGUAUCCCAACAGCAUGAGAGGGUCUCUGUGGCUUGAAUGAUGUCAGAGCAGUGCAGGGGACGCAUGAAGCUGUAUCCCUGAGAAUAUCCAGAGCCGGUAAGUCAUCAGGCUCUUGUAUCCAUGACAACUAGAGGCGGAUACCUCUUCCCACCCUCAGCCCUCCUUCUUUUCUAUCCUUCACCAUCGGCUACCCCCCUCCCCACCAUGUAGAAGAUGGCUGGUCCCCUUUCGCUGGAGCGGCCUGGAAGGAAAAUUCAGACGGGUUCACCAUCCAUACAACUGCCCACCACUGCAGCCUCCUGCAGGAUUGCCCCUGAGACCUGGCAGCUGAGCAGAUUGCCAGUAUCCACAGAAAUGAAGCAUCACAGAAUGAAAAGGGCCCGCUGACCAAGGGCUAGUUGGAGCCGGCCUCCAACAUGGCUAAUGGCAGCGAGUCAGAAGAGCUGUCCGGUUCCCUUUCACAGUCAACUGUGAUCUCGACGCAUCUCAAGCUGGUACUUUUGGGAUUUAUUAUUUGUGCCAGUUUAGCAGGCAAUCUUCUUGUUUCUCUGCUGGUGCUCAAAGAUAGAUCCUUGCACAAGGCCCCAUACUACUUUUUGUUAGAUCUCUGCCUUGCUGAUGCUAUACGCUCCUCUGCCUGCUUCCCAUUUGUCCUACUUUCUAUUCGCAAUGGCUCAGCUUGGGCAUACAGCCUGCUAAGUUGUAAAGUUGUGGCCUUCAUGGCUGUCCUCUUCUGCUUUCAUGCCUCCUUCAUGCUCUUCUGUAUAAGUGUCACACGCUACAUGGCUAUUGCACACCAUCGCUUCUACUCUAAGAGAAUGACACUCUGGACGUGCAUUGCAGUUAUCUGCAUGGUCUGGACACUGUCAGUUGCCAUGGCAUUUCCACCGGUCUUUGAUGUAGGAACCUACAAGUUCAUCCGUGAAGAAGACCAGUGUAUUUUCGAGCACCGCUAUUUCAAAGCCAAUGAUACACUUGGAUUUAUGCUAAUGCUAGCUGUGCUCAUAGUUGCAACUCAUAUAGUCUACGCCAAACUGCUCCUCUUUGAGUACCGCCAUCGAAAAAUGAAGCCAGUACAGAUGGUGCCAGCAAUCAGCCAAAAUUGGACAUUCCAUGGGCCAGGAGCUACUGGGCAGGCAGCAGCUAACUGGAUUGCUGGAUUUGGUAGAGGGCCGAUGCCCCCGACUUUGCUGGGAAUACGUCAGAACACCCAUACUGCCAACAGGCGUCUGUUGGGAAUGGAUGAGUUUAAAAGUGAGAAGAGGUUGGGGCGGAUGUUUUAUGGGAUUACCCUCAGCUUCUUGGUGCUUUGGUCACCCUAUAUUGUGGCCUGUUAUUGGAGGGUAUUUGUCAAAACCUGCAGCAUCCCUCAUCGUUACUUAUCCACUGCAGUGUGGAUGACAUUCACUCAGGCUGGGGUCAACCCCAUUAUGUGUUUCCUUCUCAACAAAGACCUGAAGAGCUGUCUACAGCUCCACAUCCCCUGCUGGAGGACGAAAGCAUUGCUACCCAGGGAGCCUUACUGUGUUAUGUAAGAUGAAAGCGCUACACACCCAACCAAACCCAACAUAACCUCAGCAUUUGAAGAACACUACAUGGGCUAGGUGGCAAAGACUGGGGCAGUUUGAUCACUUUCCACUGAUGAAUACAAACAAAAAAACAAGCAUAAAAGACCAUUUUUUUAAAAAAAAACAAAAAAACAUUUCUUUUUCUAGACCAAGAUGUAUUUGUGAUGCUGAUUAAAAGAGGACAGGGGGUUGGUACAAGAAUUUCGAGGGGGGAAUUUUUUCCUUUUACAGGCAAAAAGGGUGAUGGUUUGGGUGGGAAGGGUUGGAGAUGAAGGGAAAGUGAAAUAUGGUCUGUGGGGUGAUUUGGGCAACAGACAGGAAUCUAUGUAUUUGUUUUUUUGAAUUUAUUUAUUGACAAGGUUAUAAUGUCAACAGUUAUAUUAAUGUCUUUUGAUUGAUACCAACGUAAAAGGAGCUUCUUUUUUCCCUUA
Xenopus laevis (African clawed frog) is the source of this 3046-nucleotide messenger RNA. It is a transcript of the gene gpr173.S, whose product is annotated as G protein-coupled receptor 173 S homeolog. Gene Ontology annotation, cellular component: plasma membrane; membrane. NCBI's taxonomy places the organism in Eukaryota, Metazoa, Chordata, Amphibia, Anura, Pipidae. The transcript is spliced from 2 exons. Gene Ontology annotation, biological process: cellular response to gonadotropin-releasing hormone; G protein-coupled receptor signaling pathway; signal transduction. Bases 1464 to 2582 code for a protein of 372 amino acids. The record is from RefSeq and is a predicted model, not a curated record. Gene Ontology annotation, molecular function: G protein-coupled receptor activity; gonadotropin-releasing hormone receptor activity.